CGGGCACCGACGGAGCGGCACUGCGGGCCUGCGCGCCCGGGAGCUCCCGCAGACAGGCCGAGAUGCGGCUGCUGCUGCUCGUGCCCCUGCUGCUGGCCCCGGCGCCCGGGUCCUUGGCUCCCCAGGUGAGGUGGCGGAGUGACACCUGGGGCCCCUGGGGCAGCUGGAGCCCCUGCAGCCGGACCUGCGGAGGGGGCGUCAGCUUCCAGGAGCGCCCCUGCUACUCCCAGAGGAGAGAUGGGGGCUCCAGCUGUGUGGGCCCGGCCCGCAGCCACCGCACUUGCCGCACGGAGAGCUGCCCCGAGGGCGCCCGGGACUUCAGGGCUGAGCAGUGCGCCGAGUUCGACGGCCGCGAGUUCCAGGGCAGGCGGUACAGGUGGCUGCCCUACCACCGGGCCCCAAACAAGUGUGAACUGAACUGCAUUCCUGAGGGGGAGAACUUCUACUACAAGCACAGGGAGGCCGUGGUAGACGGGACGCCCUGUGAGCCUGGCAAACGGGACAUCUGUGUGGAUGGCAGCUGCCGGGUUGUCGGCUGUGACCACAACCUAGACUCGUCAAAGCAGGAGGACAAGUGUCUGCAGUGUGGGGGUGACGGCACGACCUGCUACCCCAUCACAGGCACCUUUGAUGCCAAUGACCUCAGCAGAGGCUACAACCAGAUCCUCAUAGUUCCCGUGGGGGCCACUAGCAUCCGCAUCGAGGAGGCGGCCGCCAGCAGGAAUUUCCUGGCGGUGAGGAACGUCCGCGGGCAGUACUACCUCAACGGGCACUGGACCGUCGAGGGCGCUCGGGCCCUGCCGGUGGCCAGCACCCUCCUGCACUACGAGCGCGGCGCCGAAGGGGACCUGGCGCCGGAGCGGCUGCACGCACGCGGCCCCACCUCGGAGCCCCUGGUCAUCGAGCUCAUCAGCCAGGAGCCCAGCCCUGGCGUGCGCUACGAGUAUCACCUGCCUCUGGGCGCCCCGCGGCCCGGCUUCAGCUGGAGUCACGGCUCCUGGAACGACUGCAGCGCCGACUGUGGCGCAGGUCACCAGUCCCGCCUGGUGUUCUGCACCAUUGACAAUGAGGCCUACCCUGACCACAUGUGCCAGCACCAGCCGCGGCCAGCCGACCACCGUCCCUGCAACCCUCAGCCCUGCCUGCAGACCAAGCGCUGGAAGACAGGGCCCUGGGCGCCCUGCUCAGCCUCCUGCGGAGGCGGCUCCCAGUCCCGUUCUGUCUACUGCGUCUCGUCCAAUGGGGCUGGCAUCCAGGAGGCUGCCAAGGAGGCUGAGUGUGCAGGCCUGCCUGGGAAGCCCCCUACCACACAGGCUUGCAACCUGCAGCGCUGUGCAGCCUGGAGCAUGGAGCCCUGGGGAGAGUGCUCUGUCAGCUGCGGUGCUGGGGUCCGGAGGCGGAGCGUCACUUGCCGAGGUGACGAAGGGUCUCUGCUCCAUGCCACAGUGUGCUCCUUGGAGGACCGGCCCCCACUCACUGAGCCCUGUGUGCAUGACGACUGUGCCCCCCUUGAUGACCAGGCCUGGCGAAUAGGCGCCUGGGGUCUCUGCUCCAAGAGCUGCAGCUCCGGCAUGCGCAGGCGCCAGGUCGUCUGUGCCAUUGGGCCGCCUGGCCGCUGCAGAAGCCUGCAGCUGUCCCAGCCUGCGGAUGUGGAGCCCUGUAACACGCAGCCCUGCCAUCUUCCUCCGGAAGUCCCCAGCAUGCAGGACAUGCACAACAGCCCCCGGGACCCCUGGAUGUCUUUGGGCCCUUGGGAGGCCCCCACCUCAGAAUCUAGAAACCAGUGGUGGGCACCCCAGGAGAGACCCUCAGCCCAGGGUAAUCCCAGAAGAGAUCCAGACCCCUACCUGCCAGGUCUGGGCUCAGCACCCUCUCUGCAGCAGUCCUUACACCAGCAGCCCCUGUGGUCUGGCUCAGGCCCCCGAGACUGCAGACACAGCCCCUAUGGGUGCUGCCCUGAUGGCCACACCACAUCUCUUGGGCCAGAGUGGCAAGGCUGCCCUGGGGCCUCUUGUCAGCAGAGCAGGUACGGGUGCUGCCCUGAUGGGGUGUCUGUGGCUGAGGGGCCCCAUCAGGCUGGCUGCACAAGGUCUUAUGGCAGUAACAGCACCAAGAACAGGCUGGGGUCGAGAGCAGUGACUUCCACAGCUCCCAGGGCCCACCAGCCCCAGGCCCAGCAGAAUGAGCCCAGUGAGUGCCGGGGCUCCCAGUUUGGCUGUUGCUAUGACAACGUGGCCUCGGCAGCUGGCCCCCUUGGGGAAGGCUGUGUGGGUCAGCCCAGCUAUGCAUACCCCGUGCAGUGCCUGCUGCCCAGUGCCCAUGGCUCCUGCACAGACUGGGCCGCCCGCUGGUACUUCAUCGCCUCCGUGGGCCAGUGUAACCGCUUCUGGUAUGGUGGCUGCCACGGCAAUGCCAAUAACUUUGCCUCGGAGGAGGAGUGCAUGAGCAGCUGCCGGACGCCGCAACUUGGGCCUCGCCGACUCGAGCCUGGGGCCUCUGGCCAGAGCACCCACAGAGAUGGUGGCGGCAGCAGUCCUGGACGCCGGCAGGAGGCUAGCCAGCAAAGGACGGGGGCCACAGUCCAGAGAAAGCCCUUGCCUUCUGGUGGCCUCUGGUGGCGAGACCAAGAGCCUGGUCGGGGGGAGGCCCACCACACCCAGGCCUUUGGAGAACGGCCCUGGGGCCAGGAGCUUGGGCUCAGUGCCCCUGGACUGGGUGGAGAUGCUGGGCGGCCAGUGCAACCCCCCCACAGCUCCUCCUACAGGAUCAGCUUGGCAGGCUCAGAGCCCUCCUUGGUGCAGGCAGCCCUGGGGCAGUUGGUACGGCUCUUCUGCCCAGAUGACACCUCCCUGGACCCCCAGGCCCAGUGGCAGAAAGACGGGGGACCCAUCUCUUCUGACAGGCACAAGCUGCAGCCUGAUGGCUCCCUGGUCAUCAGCCCUCUGCGGGCAGAGGAUGCUGGCACCUACAGCUGUGGCAGCAGUAGGCCAGGUGGUGACUCUCAGAAGAUCCAGCUUCAAAUCACAGGGGGUGACAUGGCCGUGCUGUCUGAGGCUGAGCCGAGGCACUUCCCUCAGACCAGGGACCCAGCCCAGGGCCACAGUCCUCAGGACUCUGGCCUAGGGAGGGAAGCUGGGGGCCUGGGGGCUGUUUCCUCCUCACAUCCACGGUCCAUGACCAGGCUGCGUCUGGACCGGAACCAGCCUGGGGUGGUGGACGCCCAUCCAGGCCAGCGGAUCCGGUUGACCUGCCGUGCUGAGGGCUUCCCCCCACCAGCCAUCGAGUGGCAGAGAGAUGGGCAGCCCCUCUCUUCUCCCAGACACCAGCUGCAGCCCGAUGGCUCUCUGGUCAUCAGCCACGUGGCUGUGGAAGAUGGUGGCUUCUAUGCCUGUGUUGCUUUCAAUGGGCAGGACCGAGACCAGCGAUGGGUCAAGCUCAGAGUUCUGGGGGAGCUGACAAUCACCGGGCUGCCCUCUACUGUGACAGUGACAGAGGGUGACACAGCCAGGCUGCUGUGUGUGGUGGCAGGAGAAAGUGUGAACAUCAGAUGGUCCAGGAACGGGCUGCCAGUACGGGCUGAUGGCCACCGUGUCCACCAGUCCCCCGAUGGCACACUGCUGAUCCACAACCUGCGGGCCAGGGAUGAGGGCUCCUACACGUGCAGCGCCUACCGUGGAAGCCAGGCAGUCAGCCGCAGCACUGAGGUGAAGGUGGUCCUGCCAGCACUGGCCGCCCAGACGAGGGACCCCAGCAAGGAGUGCAUCGACCAGCCGGAGCUGGCCAACUGUGAUUUGAUCCUGCAGGCCCAGCUCUGUGGCAAUGAGUAUUACUCCAGCUUCUGCUGUGCCAGCUGUUCCCGAUUCCAGCCUCAUGCUCAGCCCAUCUGGCAGCAAGGAUGAAGGCUAGCUCCAGCCCCAAUUCUGAAACAACUCGUAGGGCUGGGAAGAAGAGAAGACAGACUCUUGGUCUCCCCUCUCUGGCUGGCAAAGGGAGUUAUCUUCUGGAGACAAUAGCCGUUUCCCUCCCACCCCCCACCCACACCCCAAAUCCCACCAUGUUUAG
Ceratotherium simum simum (southern white rhinoceros) is the source of this 4062-nucleotide messenger RNA. It is a transcript of the gene PAPLN, whose product is annotated as papilin, proteoglycan like sulfated glycoprotein. Gene Ontology annotation, biological process: extracellular matrix organization; proteolysis. Gene Ontology annotation, cellular component: extracellular matrix. Gene Ontology annotation, molecular function: metalloendopeptidase activity; serine-type endopeptidase inhibitor activity. The record is from RefSeq and is a predicted model, not a curated record. NCBI's taxonomy places the organism in Eukaryota, Metazoa, Chordata, Mammalia, Perissodactyla, Rhinocerotidae.